Molecule: messenger RNA, 1096 nt
Organism: Priapulus caudatus
Lineage: Eukaryota; Metazoa; Priapulida; Priapulimorpha; Priapulimorphida; Priapulidae
Product: putative fatty acid elongation protein 3
Exons: 2
Coding region: 24-830 (268 amino acids)
Biological process (GO): fatty acid elongation, saturated fatty acid; fatty acid elongation, polyunsaturated fatty acid; very long-chain fatty acid biosynthetic process
Cellular component (GO): endoplasmic reticulum membrane
Molecular function (GO): fatty acid elongase activity
Source: RefSeq, a predicted model, not a curated record
CCACCCCCCAACAACCGUCGACCAUGGACGAGAACUUCAUGAACUACAGCGUGAUCUUCGACAUCGAGCGCGGAUUCGACUUCGCCGAGGCGAAGGACUGGACGCGCGAGCGCCUCCCGCUCACCGUCUACUCUUCCCUCGUCUACGUCGUCGCCAUCUUUGCCAUCCAGUCGUACAUGAAGUCUCGGCCGCCGUUCGAGCUCCGCGCUCCGCUUGCCACCUGGAACUUCCUCCUCGCAGCGUUCAGCCUCUGUGGGGUCCUGAGAACUGUUCCCGAACUCGUGCACGCGUUCUCGACGUACGGCUACGCGUACACGGUGUGCAACAACGCCAUCGGGCACGGCAUCACUGGCUUCUGGACGUUCCUGUUCGUCGUAUCAAAGCUGGUGGAGCUCGGCGACACGCUCUUCAUCGUGCUGCGCCGCGGGCGCCUCAUCUUCCUGCACUGGUACCACCACAUCACCGUUCUGAUGUACGCGUUCUACUGCUACGCGGACGGCACCGCCGCCGCGCGCUGGUUCGUCUGCUGCAACUACUCGGUGCAUACGAUCAUGUACACGUACUACGGCCUCGUCGCGAUUCGCAUACGACCGCCGAGGUGGGUGAGCAUGGCGAUCACGGCGAUGCAGCUGUCGCAGAUGUUCGUCUGUUUCGGCGCGUCCCUAUAUCAGUACCACCUCAUCACCAACAAGGGCGUCCCGUGCGACGGCACGCACAAGAGUCUCUACGCGGGGUUCGCAAUGUUCGGCACUUACAUCGCCAUCUUUGGAAACUUCUUCUACGAACGCUACUUCCGGGAGCCGUCGCUCAAGGCCAGGAAGCUGCAGUAACCCUGGCAACGGGAUGAUUCGGAAGCGCGGCGUCAGAGAAAGGUCGUCGCCGGCGGAGGGAAAGGUCGUCGCCGACGGAGGGAAAGGUCGUCGCCGACGGAGGGAAAGGUCGUCGCCGGUGGAGGGAAAGGUCGUCGCAGGUGGAGGGAAAGGACAUUUGGGCAUGACCUUUCCUUUAAUUAUUUCAGGACAUUUCCUUUAAAGGGACAGUAGCCUCUAGGAUUUUACUGCAUACAACUGUACUUACUGUAUAACAAAUCGUCUAU